UCAGUUUGUCAGCAGCACAAGCCAACAACCAACCAACAUGAAAUUCCUGGUUUGCAUUGCCCUCCUCGUCGCCGUGGCCUCCGCCGAGCCCGGAGUGUUGGGAUACAACAACUACAACGGCUACAACGCCUACAACUCUUAUGGCUAUGGAUCUCCCUACGGCCACUACGCCGCCACCCCCGUGGUCAAGGCUAUCGCCCCUGUCGCCACCUCUUACGCCAACGUGCACUCCGUGAGCCACGCCGCCCCCAUCGCCUACAGAUACGGCCACAACGCUCUGGCCUACGGCCGCACCUACGGAUCUUAUGGCCGCACUUAUGGAUCUUAUGGUCGCAACUACGGACAGUCUUAUGGCGCCUACCCCUCCAGCUACGGCUACGGUUACAAGAACUACGCCCACGGCUAUGGUCUCCACGGUCUCCACUACUAAGAAGUUGCAUCUAAAAGACAGCUAAUUUUUCGACGCCAUAUAUUUCGAUUAUUUAUUGAUUCCACCCCAUCCCGUAUACAUGCUCAAUUGUUUUUCAAUGACUGUAUAGUCAUGCCUUUUGUGAUAUCCAGUAUGAAAUAAAUUUACCAGACUGAUUU
Neocloeon triangulifer is the source of this 588-nucleotide messenger RNA. Its product is annotated as glycine-rich protein-like. The transcript is spliced from 2 exons. The record is from RefSeq and is a predicted model, not a curated record. Lineage: Eukaryota; Metazoa; Arthropoda; Insecta; Ephemeroptera; Baetidae. Bases 38 to 430 code for a protein of 130 amino acids.